UAGUGCAUUUUUGUGCAGUUUCGUGAUAGCCUUGUCUCAAGGACGUAUACAGAAGUCUCGAUUUCAACUGCAUCAUGCGUUGGAGUCUCCCAUUUUACACUGAGUAUAAAAGGCGUUGCUCACGAUAUCACAUAGCACAGUCACACUGAACCUCCUGAACCUGAACCAGUAAACAAUCCUGCUCCAAUAAUGGCGUUCAAAUUCGUUCUGCUCGCUACUCUGGUAGCUGCCGCCAGCGCUGGUCUGCUUCCUGUGGCCCAUCAUGGAUCAAUCGCUACGUCUCACUCCACCAUCCAGCACCAUGCUGCUCCCGCUAUCCAACAUGUCGGAUCGGUCCACGCCGCUCCGGCUAUCUACCAGCACUCGGCGCCGGCUAUCGUCAAGACCAUUGCUCAGCCCACGAUCAUCAAGUCUGUAGAGCACCACGCUCCGGCCAACUACGAGUUCUCGUACUCCGUCCAUGACGAGCACACCGGAGACAUCAAGAGCCAGCACGAAACUCGCCACGGAGACGAAGUCCACGGACAGUACUCGCUGUUGGACUCCGACGGUCACCAGCGCAUCGUCGACUACCAUGCUGAUCAUCACACCGGAUUCAACGCCGUCGUGCGCCGUGAGCCCUCGGCUGUAAAGAUCGCUCAGCCCGUGCACAAGGUGAUCGCCCAGCCCGUGCAUGUGUCCAGCUAUGCCCAUGCUCCAGUAGCUCACGCCACUGUCCAGCACCACCAUGCUGCCCCAAUCGCGCACUACUCCGCACCAAUCGCGCACCAUACUGCUCCGAUCGCGCACUACGCUGCCCCGAUCGCGCACCACGCUGCUCCGAUCGCGCAUUCAACCUCCAGCAUCGUCCGUGGACCGAGCCAUCUAAGCCACCAUCAUUACUAAACGCCAGUUUUGUACGAUCUAGAUUAAAACUUGUUAGUAAAAAUAAAUUGCAUUCAUACAUUUUAAACCAGCUCUAAGUAUAACUCUCUAAGCUCGGAAGCUAAAAUCACGUACUUCGGCUUCGCAGCGGC
Molecule: messenger RNA, 1016 nt
Organism: Anopheles merus
Lineage: Eukaryota; Metazoa; Arthropoda; Insecta; Diptera; Culicidae
Product: cuticle protein 7-like
Exons: 2
Coding region: 190-885 (231 amino acids)
Cellular component (GO): extracellular matrix
Source: RefSeq, a predicted model, not a curated record